AUGGAAGGGGCUGUGUCAAUGCCCAGUGGCUUUGCUCUGCAGGCCAAUAUCAAUAUUGACAGUGGGGGAACGUCCAGUGGACCCAGGGACUACAGCUUCCACAGCGGGCUGGUUUUCCAACAGUCCCUGCUUUGUGUGCCUACCUACUGUGCCGGCGGCGGCCACACUACAACUUCUCCAUUUUUGAAUUCUGACCUGAUUAUGAGACUGCUGGUGAGGGUCUGUCUUAUUGCAACUCUGCUAGUAUGCUAUGUCCUGUUAAGUUGUGCUUUAGAACAUGAAAAGAGGAAGAGCGAAGAAUUCCAAAGCCAUGAUAAGAACGCUGAGAGUAACAUCAAGGUGAUGAGAAAUUACACAACGGCAAAUGACGGGAGACAUAAGGCAGCGGCUCCAAAGAAAAAGGUCAAGAAGACAGGAAGUAAGAGAGUUUCCAUGGGACCAAAAAGUGACAUUACCUGCACCAGAAUGGGAGGCAUCUGCCAGUCUGGCCGAUACAUCUGCCAAGGCAGAUACCUAAAGGACAAGUGUUCAGGGGCCCAGACGCGGCAGUGUUGUAUGCCAGUUGCAGCCUGGAGUGUCCUUUGUGCUGGUCACCACAACAACAGAGUGAGGGCGUGCGAUGCGCAUGGCUGUGGAGCUUUCAACUCCAACAGAGGUAAUUACCUACAUAAAGCAGUGGACCUGGUGUGUGAUGACUAUGGCAUUGUCAGCGCUCCAUUCUCAGGCUCUUUGGCGGGUCCAGUGAGUCGGAAAGAACCCACUGGGAAUCAGUUUGAUGGGGUCAAACUUGUCAAUGAUGUGCACUGUGUGAAGAUCUUCAACAUCCGUCCUUACCGUUACAUGGGCCCAGUGGUUCAGGGAGAAGCCUUGGGCUAUCUGUUGCCACUGCAGGAUCGCUUCUCCGGCAUCACAUCACACCUGGAGCUGCAAAUGUGUGACGGCACUGACCCUUCACCUUUCAUAUGACCUAUAUCCUCUCAUCUUUUAUAUGGCGUCUGAGUCUUUACCUUUGUGACAUUUCAUAAUGCCCUAUACUCAUUCAAAUGACUUUGAAUUUUUUUAUUCAACACUUAUCACACUUUUAUAUCACAUUUAAAAUAUGGCCUAUGAUGCAAUGUAUGAUUUUUGGGGGAUAUUUUGGUACGAGCAUUUUUCCACUAAAUAUCAUGUUUAAUUUUAUAAAGUUCAGAAGAAAAAAAAAAAAUUCCAUUCCUCAACAUGGACUCAUAUAACCCCUUUGACGUAACUUCUUUAUAUUUGAAUGAUGCAGUACAUCCUUACUUUCAUUUCUGCUUUUGAUUAAAAUGGUUUGGGGAAUC
Messenger RNA from Sander lucioperca (pikeperch), 1319 nucleotides. RefSeq lists its product as uncharacterized. The record is from RefSeq and is a predicted model, not a curated record. The transcript has 7 exons. NCBI's taxonomy places the organism in Eukaryota, Metazoa, Chordata, Actinopteri, Perciformes, Percidae. The coding region runs from base 1 to 966 and encodes 321 amino acids.